Messenger RNA from Stylonychia lemnae, 306 nucleotides. Lineage: Eukaryota; Ciliophora; Spirotrichea; Sporadotrichida; Oxytrichidae. The record is from the annotation of a GenBank genome assembly.
AUGACAUCCGUUUAAACACAAGCUAAAGAUCAAUCGAACACUGAAUAUGCAGUGGUAAAGAAUGCUGAUAUGUCCGAGCAAAUGCAAUAGCAUGCAGUAGACUGUGCCAACUAUGCAUUCAAGGAAAAGCGCAUCCUAGAUGAUAUUGCAUAGAUUCUUAAAACUGAAUUCGAUACUAUGUAUGACCCCACAUGGCAUUGUAUAAUUGGUAGGGGUUUCGGGUCAUAUGUAACUCACCAAGCCAAAAACUUUAUAUUCUUCUACUGGGGUGAAGUGGGAGUGCUUUUAUGGAAGACAGAGGCUUGA